CGACGAAGAGCACGUUAUCCACUUUGAAACCUUAACUUUUAUUUAUUUCCAUUCAACAAUGAAGGUAGUGAACCACUUAUGAAAUGACCACUUCAUUGACUUUCGUACUUCCGUACACACCCGUCGUGACGCGGGGCCGUGCCCGAGCUCAAGAUGCUUGUGCCCCCCCACAAAGACAAAGCCAACGUCAAAACAUUGCAACGCCCCUGUUUAGGUUCCCAUAGAGAUUAUAAAUGAGUAUUUAUUAAAAAAAAAAAAAAAAAGUUAUGAUUUGCUUUGGGAAUCGAACCUCAGACUGUAAAAGUACAAGGGAGCAGGGACAUCAGAAGAUGUCACUAUGACAUCACGCAGUGGAAAAUGGACAACUAUGAAACGAUUUACAUUAUCGCCCGAUGAAACCGCCAACCAGGCAAAGGCGUUUGUAAAUUCAAUAAAGUUAAAUAAAAAAAAAAAAAAUGAAGCCGUUAUUGUGACGACGUCAUGCCACGCGAUUUGACGCGAUGCUUGUUGGGAGUUCAGGAAUUGAAAAAACGUUUUGUGGCUUCAGUGUCAAACUGGCGUCAUUAGGUGGCGCCACAGGACAGUGGCUGCGUCACGCAUUUAGCAAAGCGGAAGAAAAACAAAAAGGGGGGUUAUGUACUUCCUGAAUCUCGGCGCGCGCGUCGAAGCCUUUGCACAGUUUGUGCCAACACCGCUAAAUCCUUCUUCCGGAAUUUGCACUGAACGGACUGCAUCCUCGACACAACAUCCGUGAAAAAUAUCUUCAUAUGGAGCAGCAGGAGCCUGAGUCUCCUGACAGAAAAGAGGAAGAUGCAGAGCCGCCCCACAUUAACGUGAAGCACAAGUCUCCUAACAUCGAGGGGGAGGAAGAGGACCCUGACAUUAAAGAGGAGGAGCAGCUGCAGAACCCUCACAUCAAAAAGGAGGAGGAAGAGCCCCGAUACAUUAAAGAGGAGGAUGAUAUCACAGAGUCUCUACUGCCGAGUUACCUAUUGAAGAGUGAAGAUGAAGGUCAAUCUGAGGAGAACAGAGGGGCGGAGCCUCCAAGUCAACACGUGACAACAGACGGUGGUGGAGACCACCUUGAAGGAUCACGAGCAGGCAGCCUCUCAGCUCCGCUAUCAGAUAGUCACGACACCACGUCACACUCUCCUCACACUGAUGAAAAUGAACAGUCUGAAGGCGAUUUGAUGCGUCACGCUGACAACAAAUGCUGGAAAUGUUCUCAAUGUGGGGAAACAUUUGUCUCCAAGUCUCUUUUGGAAACACACUGGACACUACACACUGUAGAAAAACCUUUCGCAUGCUCAGAUUGUGACAAAAGGUUCUCGGCAAAAAAAGGUUUGACAUUGCACACAAGAAUGCACACUGGAGAGAAACCUUUUCAUUGCUCAGUGUGCAGUAAACGUUUUUCUUGUAGCCUCACUUUAAGCAGACACAACAGAACCCACACUGGUGAGAAGCCUUUUGCAUGCUCAGUUUGUGGCAAAAGAUUCUCUUCAAAGGAAUACGUAAAAAUACACACAAGAACGCACACAGGCGAGAAACCUUUUGCAUGCUCAGUUUGUGGGCAAAGGUUUGCUCAUAAGGUACACUUGAGAAGACACACAAGAACACACGCUGGCGAGAAACCAUUUGCCUGCUCAGACUGUGGCAAAAGAUUUUCUAGGAAGGGACACUUAAAAAUACACACAAGAACACACAGUGGUGAAAAACCUUUUGCAUGUUCAGAUUGUGGCAAAACAUUCUCUACAAAGCAAUACAUAAAUGUACACACACGAACACACACUGGUGAGAAACCUUUUGCCUGCACAGUUUGCGGGCAAAGUUUUGCUUAUAAGGGAAGUUUAAGUUCACACACAAGAACCCACACUGGCGAGAAAACUUUUGUUUGCUCACUGUGCGGUCAAUGUUUUUCUUGUAGACGUGCUUUAAGCAGACACACAAGAUCCCACCCUGGUGAGAAAACCAUUGAUAGCAGAAACACAAGAACCCACACUGGUGAGAAACGUUUUAACUGCUCAGUGUGCGGUAAACGUUUAUCUUGUAGCCUCACUUUAAGUAGACACACAAGAAUCCACACUGGUGAGAAACCUUAUGUUUGUUCGGUGUGUGGCCAAAGAUUCUCUUCAAAAUCAUGUUUACAAACACACACAAGAACACACACUGGAGAGAAGCCUUUUGCCUGUUUAGUUUGUGGUAAAAGAUUCUAUCAGAAACCACACUUAAUAUCACACACAAGAACCCACACCGGAGAGAAACCUUUUCCCUGCUCAGUGUGCGGUCGAAGAUUCUCUGCGAAGAUAAGCUUAAAUAGACACACAAGAACACACACUGGUGAGAAACCUUUUGCCUGCUUAGUAUGCGGUCAAAGAUUCUCUGAGAGGGGAAGCUUAAAAGCACAUACAAGAACGCACACUGGCGAGAAACCCUUUGCCUGCUCAGUUUGUGGUCAAUGUUUCUCUGUUAAGGGACACUUAAGAGCACACGCAAGAACACACACUGGUGAGAAACCUUUUGCAUGCUCAGUUUGUGGUAAAAGAUUCUCUCGUAAGGAGCAGAUUAAGAGACACAAGUGUGCUGGUGAGAAUAGCAGCGAUCAUUGAAGCUUUAAAUUAAAAUUGUAGAAGUUUCAUACUGAUGGCAAUUACUCUGACACUUAUUUUUAAAAAUCUAUACUCUUAUGUUGUUGCCUUCUGUAGAAACGUGUUGGGAAUUAGCACUCAGGUUAAACCAACGUUUUUGCGAUGUCCGUGUCAAUGACUGUAAAUGAAUGUUUGAUUGAAAUAGACUGUGAAGAAACUUUGACUCUUUGUGGUAAGAUGGAAAAGUGUUCAAGUGAUCCUGAAUAAAAUACAAUUGUUCAAACAGUGAUAAUAACUCAACUAACUUGUAUCGUAAAUAGAUUUAAGCCAUUCAAAUGUCAUGAUUCAGCCUCGCCCCUAAACACCGCAUUUGUUGUUUCGUGUUCUUAAAGUCCAUGUAAAGUGAAAAUAAGUGUGUCUUCAAAAUUUCUCACAGCACAUAGAAUAAUACUGUUAACAACUCUGCUAAAUAUGAAUUUUAUUCAAGCAAUUGAGAACAGAUUCUGCUUUGCAAUGCCGACCUGGCUGCAGACAGUAGAGAAAAAUGACACAAGGUUAAGCUAAAAUUGUGGAAAAUCAAACCGUUGUCUCCGUUCUCAAAUGUGUGAAAACAGUCCCUGCUCAACCAUCACCUGUCAAUCAAAUGCCACUUCUACGACCAAAGUAAAUGGAUGCUACAUCGUCCACCAUUUUUUAAAAUAUCUACACUUAACUACAUGUUUGAGCCAUGAAAAUAUAUUCACUUAAAGCAUCAGCUGGCUGACUGGAAUAUGUCCCACAGGGUCAUUGAGGUGUUUUCCCAUGUCGCGACAACGAGGCGCUCUAAAGCAGCCGUCAAAGCGGUAGAGCACCUUUUUUGCUUCAUUUCUUUUUCUCUUCAGAAUUUUGGCUUUCGCCACAAGAAAAAAAAUGGACUAAGUGACAGAUUGUAACUGUUGGGCCACUGUUAAAUAAAGGUAGCGCUGCACUUGACUGAUUUUGGCUCGUGGGCAACCUCCACCCGCUCCUCCCACCGGACGCUCGACUGACCUCGUGAAUAUUUUUGAAGAAGCAGUAGUAAAUAAUAUCAAUUCAGUCUAUAGCAGUUUUGGAGUUAAGAUAGCAGCGAAUGUUAUUUACCAGUUUUGGAUAAUGCACUUAAUAUACUGUAAAUAAAAGAUAAGUAUGUCAUUGUUUGUUGCUCCCCAACCUGCCUGAGCAGGACUUUCUAAUUUAUUAUUAUUUUUUAUUUUGUUUUGAGCGAUGGGGCUAUUAUUGUAGCAAAUGCAUAUUACAAUCAACAAAUAUGUGUGUUUUUAAAAAAAAAAAUCUAUCUCUAACCAGUCACGAAUGCGUAACUAAGCAGCCAUAACCCCGAUACUGAAAUAAAACCAGGUUCAGAUUCCAAUAAUUUGAAAAAGCUUUGUACCAUCGCCAACCUCCCACUUUCUCUCCAGAAUGUUAGAAAAGAUCAUCACGUCCCUGUUCCACUCCCAGCUCCACUUCCAAAAAGAAAAACAAAGAAACUGGCUUAGUUGGAAAACGUGUCGAAAAGAAAUGAUGUACCUGAUUUAAGAGUUCCCCAUCCCACAUAAUGAGCAGUUACACGAACACACCCAAACAAUGACAUAGUUCCCCUACA
Molecule: messenger RNA, 4206 nt
Organism: Phyllopteryx taeniolatus (common seadragon)
Lineage: Eukaryota; Metazoa; Chordata; Actinopteri; Syngnathiformes; Syngnathidae
Product: gastrula zinc finger protein XlCGF57.1-like
Exons: 2
Coding region: 768-2606 (612 amino acids)
Biological process (GO): regulation of DNA-templated transcription
Molecular function (GO): RNA polymerase II cis-regulatory region sequence-specific DNA binding; DNA-binding transcription factor activity, RNA polymerase II-specific
Source: RefSeq, a predicted model, not a curated record